AUGCUCGGCUCGACGACGUUGCUCGUCUUUGGUCUCAUAGCGGCGGCCGACGCCGCCCUGUACGAUUCUCUGUCCGCCGGCGGGAAGAAAGUGUUCGACGAUGCUAUGACCGUUAACGAGAUGUACUACGACCCCGUCGAGGGCUAUGUCUAUGGCAUUGACGUCGCGGGCAUACACGACACACGCGCGAGCGCUAUGUGGGCCGUCGGCCUGCUCGCGAGGAACGGAGGGAAUGGCGACGAUGUGGAGAGGGCCGUGAGGAUCAUUGAGAGCGUGGCGAGCCAGCAAUAUGUGGAUAACGCAACGGCGGCUUGGUACGGGACGUAUCCGCACACCCCGCAGGACCCAUUGCCUGGCACGUCCUUGCUGGGUACCACGCCCUACUCCUCGUACGAUCCUAAUUGGCGCGACUUCAUUGGAUCAGCCUGGCUGCUUGCCUUGGAAGAGAGCGGCAAUUUGCUCUCCAACGACACUGUCACUGCCAUUGAGCAGUCGCUCUACCAUGUAGGCAAGGGCCAACUAUUACGGUAUCAGGGUCGCGGAGAGUACGCAAACUCGGUGGAUGUCGAUACCAGCGUGGAUAACCUGGACGCGGCGUAUACAAACCCGUGGCUCAUGGGCACCAUCGUGAUGAGCUAUAUCGGAAACAAGAUGAACGAUACCGAGCUUAUCAACAAAGCGAACGAUGACGCUCAAGCAAUCUACGAUCUUUUCACGUUCAACGACUUCAACACGUUCUCGGAGUACAACUGCCCUACCUAUACUGGCGUGGAUAUCUUCGCGCUGGCUCUUUGGAUCCGCUAUGGCCCGGAGGGGACAAAGUUGCAGGAGUACGGGACGUACAUGUUGAACCACACUAUUGCGGACCUCGCGGACUUCUAUCAUGCCGACCUGCGCAACCUUGCAGGUCCUUGGGAUAGGACGUAUGGCUUCGACAUGACGCGCUACCACUCCAUCCUCGGUCAACUGAUCUCCUCCCUCCUUCCCGCCGAAAAGAUCGCGGUUCCCUCACCGAUCCUCACCGGCUUGCACAUGAACGACGCAGUCUGCUUCGGCACUAUCAUGCCGCUCAUCGCCGACACCAUCCAUAGCGUCGUCGGCCAGGACGUCAUCGACCGCUUCGCGAGCUUCGACUCGUCUGUCGAGCGCGAUGUCGUGUAUAGGCAGGUCAGGACGAACACGGAGGACGAGACUGCUAUCAGGAAUGUCUCUGUCUGGCUUGGGCCGAACGUGACUAUUGGUGGACAGUCGUCGGACGAGCCUUCGCCGCGUCAAAGCUCGUACGUACCAGGCGUAAUCCAAUGGCUCCUCCCAUCCACCCUCUACCCCAACGCGAGAAUCUCGUCCUCAACUCCUCCCAAGGUCGGCUACAUCGCCAUCAGCCCCCCGCCCUCUGGCACCAUCAACGCCACGGCCUCAGCCAAUACGCUCACAAUCUCUCUGCCCCUCUCCGAGCGCUGGGGCGACUGCACGCUCCCGACCUCUAUCAGUUUCGCUGUGGGCGGAUUCGAUGAGAGGACGAGUGGCGCGGAUAUGACGAAGGGGUUGGAGGGCGUUCCGGGGCUGAAUGUUACAGUCGAGACGGUUGGCCUUGGGGAGCAGGCGACUACGUAUGAUCAGGACGGAGACAACGACUUCUACUUCUUCGACGUCACAUAUCCCGUGUCGAGUGAAUGGCCCACCGUACCUUCCAUCACUAUCACGGUGCAGCCUGUGUAA
Peniophora sp. CBMAI 1063 is the source of this 1719-nucleotide messenger RNA. Lineage: Eukaryota; Fungi; Basidiomycota; Agaricomycetes; Russulales; Peniophoraceae. The record is from the annotation of a GenBank genome assembly.